AUGGCUGCUAUUCUUAGGUGUUCUUUCAGCAUGUUUUCCAGACAUGACAAGUUGGCAUGGGAUCUCAAGCCCACAAGGGCAUUUACAGUGCGUUUGGCCUAUCGUUUGGCUUAUCGUCUUCAAAGUCAGAGGCGAAGGUGGUAUCCUAGGUGUGGCAUAGAUGAGGAAUCCAUUAAGCAUUUGUUAUUUCUAUGCCCUCAUUCCAUCCACGUGUGGAAGAUUUCUCUGCUUAGGUUGGAUUUUGCGUCUGUUCCUCCUUCCUCCUUCUCUACUCGGUGGCUGCAUUUAGUUAGAAAGUGGAAGGAUCUGGAUGGGGUACUGGAUGGGUUGGGUCUGGUGGCCUAUUUUUGUUGGGGAAUUUGGAAGGCCAGAAAUAAGUUUGUUUUUGAGGAGGUGAAAUGGGAUGCUCGCCAGGUUGCUUUGAUGGCUUGUUUACAGUUUUGGGAAUUUAAGACUGCUUCAUCAUCUUCUAGUGAUUGCUUGUUUCCUGGGUUAUCUGAUUCUCGCUUUUUUUCGUAUUCUUCUUUUUUUUCUACACGCUGGCUGCCUCCAGGAGAGGGUGUGCUUAAAUGUAAUGUGGAUGCAUCAUUUUUGGCCUCUUCUUGGAUUGGGGGUGGUGUAGCUGUUUUUCAUGAUUAUUUGGGCACUAUUGUGCAGGCCGUGGUGUUUUCUCCUUUUCCUGCGGCUAGUGUAACCUUAGCUGAGGCUAUUUGUCUGCACAAAGCUAUUCUUUGGGCAGGUUCCUGUUCAGUUUCUCAGGUUUCGUUUGAAUGUGAUUCUAAGGUUGUGGUUCAAGCAGUGAUGGGUGAUGCUCCUAGGCUGACAGAACUUCAUUAUAUUGCCUUCGAUAUUCAAGUCGCGCUUCAGAGAUUUUCAUUCUCUCGUCUUAGCCAUUUUAAUCGAAAUGGCAAUGCCGUUGCUCACGCAAUUGCAAAGUUGUCCAGAGAUUUCCUUCCUCAUGAUCUGGCUCUUGUUUAUUUCCCAGAAGAUAUUCUUGAGUUGGCAGUUAAGGAUUGUCUAUCUUGCUAG
Molecule: messenger RNA, 1029 nt
Organism: Cornus florida
Lineage: Eukaryota; Viridiplantae; Streptophyta; Magnoliopsida; Cornales; Cornaceae
Exons: 2
Coding region: 1-1029 (342 amino acids)
Molecular function (GO): nucleic acid binding; RNA-DNA hybrid ribonuclease activity
Source: RefSeq, a predicted model, not a curated record